GUUUGUUUGAAUCCGCAUUUGUAUUCCGCAACAAGUAAACUAACUACUAAGACGCGGUGCCCAAGGGCAGCAGGUAUGGAAGGACGAUCACGUCUUUUCGGCCGUUUCAAUCGAGCAUGUUUCGUUGCCUGAUUUCGGUUGUAUGGAGAUGUCGUGGAGGAGUUUCGAGCGCAGCAUAGAGCAUAGAACAUAACCAUACGGGGAGGGGGGAUUGGCUUGGCUAGGGCCGGUUGGAGCCGCAUCGGGUGUUGUUCAGCCGUUGUCCAGGUCGUCGUCGUCGUCGUCGUUCUCUUCGUCGUCCGAUAGCUCCGGUUCCGGUUCGUCUUCUAGCACGGGAUUCUCUCGGUCCUGCCACACUCGUCCAUUUCUCGUGAAUGCCCCGGAUUCCUUCAAGAAUUCUGCCAACGCAACGAUUCCUUCUUUCGUCCCAAGGAUGUCGCGCAGGCCGAAGUUGGCGGAGGUGGCUCGUAUGAUUGGUCGUUGCGCGUCGUAUAGAGGGCAUUCACGGAGGAUAUGCACGUGUGCACUCCGUUCGUCUGAGAUUCCAAGUCUUCGAGCUCUUAUUUGUCAAAUCUGUAUCCCCGUAAUAUCUCUACACAGAAUUUCAGUAGCCAGUAAUUUUUUUCUCCUUAGAAAAUAAGAAAGAUUCUGACAUCUUUUACUUGGCCGAAAAUAUGUCGGUCGUGGGCGUUAUUCGCGCCCAUGCCCUUGAAUUUUAGUGAGGUUUGGAUGGCAAGUAGGAGUGUCUGAGGCGAAGUUAGACUUUCAGAUCCACAGCAGGACUGGUACUGAGAUGGAUCCACGACGAUUGGCCGAGACAGGAUAGUCGGACCAUCGGUCCGUACGCCGAUUCUCACGUCCGGGCCGAUAGAUCCCGUGAGUCCUUCUCCCCCCACAAAAAGCUGCACUGGAACGAUCAGGAAUCCAGUUCCGCUGCUUCUCUUUCCUGAACCUCUCCUCUCUCUCCGAAUAUGUCCUCCAGCAAACCGAAGGUCAUCGUGUGCAAGACUCUGGGCCAGGCAACGCCCAUCUUGAUGCAGCACAAGGACGUCGUGGAUUUCGUCAUCUGGGAUCGCGAUGAGGCGUGCGAUCGGGCAUGGCUGCUGGAGAACAUUAAGGGCGCAGCGGGGCUGAUGGUUCUGCUAGGAGAGAAGGUAGACCAGGAGCUUCUAGAUGCCGCUGGACCCACUCUACGCGUCGUAUCGACUGUCUCUGUUGGAUACGAACACAUCGACCUUCCUCUCACUGUCUCGCGCGGCGUCCGGGUCGGAUAUACUCCAAAUGUGCUGACAGAAGCAGUCGCCGAUGUCGCCGUCAUGCUCGCACUGAUGGCCAGCCGCAGCGACGGCCAGAUCUACAACCUCGUCAAAACCGGCAGUUGGGCCCAACCGUCGCUCGUCUGGUCCCCGUUCCUCUUUUGCGGUCCACAGCUCAGCACGACAUCGACGUCGCCGACACGGACAGUCGGCUUCCUCGGCUUCGGCCGCAUCGCACAGGCGACGCUCAAGCGGCUCGCUGCAUUCGGCAUCACCCACUGCAUCUACUCUGGCAACCCGAAAUCCGGCAACACCAUCAGCGCCGCACACGCCGAGCGCGACGCCGCGCUCAAGAAGAAGCUCGAGCUGCAGUCGAUCGAGCGCGUCGAUCUCGACCGCCUCGCGCUGGAGAGCGAUUUGGUCAUAUUGUUGACGCCGGGAGGGAAGGACACAUACCACGCGAUCGGGGAGGACUUUUUGAAGAAGAUGAAGCCGAUGAGCGUCAUCGUGAAUGCGGGGUGAGAGUCAACGAUUUGAUCAAGGUCGCGCACUGAUCCCUUCCAGCCGUGGUACAGUGGUUGAUUCCGACGCGCUUUCCAAAGCCCUGGAAGAGAAAUGGAUCUGGGGCGCCGGAUUAGAUGUGAUCGAGGGCGAGCCCAAGAUCUCUGCCGAUCAUCCGCUCUGCAAACAGCCCAAGUGCGUGACUUUCUGUGCAUUCGAGCUCUCUGCGUCCAGCUUAUUCAACUCCAGAUGUGUGAUGGUGCCGCACAUCG
Molecule: messenger RNA, 2029 nt
Organism: Mycena citricolor
Lineage: Eukaryota; Fungi; Basidiomycota; Agaricomycetes; Agaricales; Mycenaceae
Source: the annotation of a GenBank genome assembly